AUGCGCGCCGUGGCGAGCGGCGCGUUAGGGGCGGCGCCGCGGGCGCCGCCGUCGCGCCGUCGCGUCGCUCGGAACGUCGCGACAGAGCGAACGGGGGGCGUCGACGCGGAGAGGCGCGCGCGCGGGAUCGCGACCGCGGCGUCGUGCGCGUCGUCGUCGCCGUCGCGUCUCCGAGAGGGACGGGGCGACGACGGUGGACGCGUCCGCCGCGCGCGUUCGACGCGACGCGGACGGAACAACGCGAUCGUCGCGGCGACGAGCGGCGACGACGGCGACGGGAGCGGCGACGCGACGACGAAGCUCGCGACGUCCGCCGCGUCGUCGUCGCCGUCGUCGUCGCCGCCGUCGAACGGCGCGUCGUCGUCGUCGCCACACAAUCAAGCCUCGGCGGCGUCGCGCGUCGUCGAGUUCGUCGCCGCGUGGGACGCGCUGUCUCCCCGCAUCGCGGCCGCGUCCGCGAACGGCGAGCACGGCGUCCAAGGGGGCGACGCGAGCGCCGCGCAGGGCAACCGCGAGAUGCUCCUCUCGGCGCUCAAGCUCGCGAUCCCACGCCUGCAAAAGACGCAGCACGCGCACGACGCGGCGAAUGCCUCCUCCUCUUCAUCCUCAUCCUCCGAUCGCGACGGAUCCGUCGCCGCCUCCGACCUUCGCGGGGGCGCGUCCUUCUCUUCCGGAUCAUCGGUCGACGCGGACGUUGACGCGCCGAAACCGCCGCUCCGCCCGACGCACGAGCGCGCGGUGGAGGUCACGCUCGCGCUCGUCGACCUCGGCAUGGACGCCGAGUGCAUGUCCGCGGGGUUACUGCGAGAGGCGCUCGUGAGCGGCUCCGUCACGCUGGACGAGAUCGAGGCGUCGCUGGGGGCUGGGGUGAUGCGCCUCGCGCACGACUGCGCGCGGUUGCACGCGCUCCCGAGGCGCGUCGGGUCGUUCGACGACGCCAACGCGGAGAAACUCCGGACGUUUUGCCUCACGUUUCACGACGUGCGCGCGGUGGUGGUCGAGCUCGCGGCGGACGCGCUUCGGCACUCGAGUCGUCUCCCCAAGGUGAAGCGCACCGCGCUCGCGCUGGAGACGAUGCAGCUGUACGCGCCGAUGGCGCACGCGCUCGACGCCGGGCCGCUGUGCGCGGAACUGGAGGACCUGUCCCUGAAGGAGCUCUUCCCGUCGUCGUACCGCAGCCUAGAGCAGUGGCUUCGAGGGGAGGGCCCCGCGGAUCGCAUCGCGCUGGACCGCGCGAGGGAGUGGCUUUUCGACGCGCUCGUCGCGGACCCGGGGCUCAUGACGCUCGUGGGUGGUCCGCGCGGCGUGCAGGUGAAAGCGCGGCGGAAGAGUCUGUUCAGCACGAUGCGGAAGGUGUUGCGAGACGGGCGACCGAGGGAGGAGGUGCACGAUCUGCUCGGGAUGCGGGUGAUCGUGACGCCGCAGAUCGGGAGCCCGAGCUUCGCGGCGGCGGGCGGCGGCGCGAUCGAGCGCGCCGCCGCGGAGCGAAGCGCGCUCGCGGCGUGCUACCGCGCGCAGCAGAUCGCGCACGGGGUGUUCGACGUCGUGCCGGGGAGGACGAAGGAUUAUUUGCAGAGGCCCAAGCCGAACGGGUACCGGAGCUUGCACAGCACGCUGAAGCUGCCGACGGACUGGACCGACAACGGCGUUGGCGGCGUCGGCGGCGUAGGCGGCGGCGCGGAGGAGGGCGCGGAGGAGGAGGAGGACGCGAAGAAAGCGCGCGACGAUGACGCUUUUUCGCCGAGAUCGAAGGCUUCGGCUUCGGCUUCGGCUUCGGCUUCGGCUUUGGCUUCGGGUUCGGCUUCGGCUUCGGCUUCGGCUCGAGAGGGAAGGCGGGUGGAGCUCCAAAUCCGCACGGCGGCGAUGCACGCGGCGGCGGAGAUGGGCACCGCCGCGCACACGGCGUACAAGGGCGGGUUCAAGGAAGACCCCGGCGCCGCGGACGCGCUCGCGGAGCUCGUCGCGGCGGCGAACACGGCGGCGACGCAGCGGUUCGGAUCCUUCACGGAGAAGGGCCUUGCGUCGGAUGGGAAAAACGCGGACCCGGACGCGGACCGGAUGUUCCGCAUGUUCGACCUCGACGGCGAUGGCGUCGUCACGAGAGACGAGAUCAAGAGGGUGAUCAACGACGUGUGGUUGGCGGACGCGGAGGCGGUCGACGCCGACUCCACGACCGCGUCUGGUGGCGCGCAGAGCGAGAGCCUCGGCGCGGCGGACGAGCUCAUCGAGAUGCUGGACGCGAACAACGACGGAAGCGUCAGCGCGGAGGAGUUUACGCGGUUCCGCGCGAGCGUGAAGAUGUUCGGAUCGUUGCCCAGGGCGGACGCGGCGACCGCGGCGGCGAUCGAAGGCAGCUUCUCGAGCGUAGACGACGACAGUCUGGACGCGGAGGACGAGGACGAGGACGCGGACGUUUCGGCGGCGGACGUCGCGGAGAUUGUCAUCGACGCGGAGCUCGUCGUCGCGGACGCGGACGCGAGCGCGAGCGCGUUUGAGAUCGCCGCCGCGGCGCCUGACACGUCCACGCCCGCGACGACGACUAUCGCGACCGCGGCGGCGGCGGAGGCGGAGGCGGAGGCGAUGUCGCCGCCGCCGCUGCCGCCGCCGCCCCCCGCCGGCCGCGUCCGCGCCGCCGACGAGACCCUCCGCGACGCGUCCAAGGCGAUAAAAGACAAGAGCGGCGGCGUCGUGGAGUGGCAGCUCGUGUGGGAUCUCAUGCGCGCGGGUCGGCCGGAGACGGCGCGCGAGCUCUUCUAUCAGCGAACGUCCAAGACGCCGUCGAUCACGUCGCUGUGGGAGCAGUGGGCGCGGUUCGAGCUGCUGCAAGGAGACGCCGAGCGCGCGCGGGGGUUGUACCGCGCCGCGUUGUUGCACGCGGAGGGUCGACCGAGGGCGCGCGCGGAGUCGCUUCGGAAGUGGGCCGUCAUGGAAUUUGGCGCGGGCGAGCGCGUCAACGCGGCGGGGUUGUUCGAGCGCGCGAUGAACGUCCUCGAGGAAGCCGAGCGCGCCGCGCGCGUCGCGGAGGAGGGCGAGGAGGACUCUGGCGCGGAGGAGGAGCGAGAGGCGUCGUCUCUCUCGUCGUCGUCGUCGUCGUCGGGCGUAAAAUACGACGCGUCCGAGCCCGGCGGGAUCAUCGCCGCGCUCGACGACCCUGGUGCGACGGAGAGCAGCGCGUCGUUGCGCGCCGCGCAGGCGGUCGUCCUCCACGCGUGGUCGCAGACGAAGGCGCGGUCGGGCGAGGCUUUGGAGGCGAGGGCGCUCCUGUCCGACGCGGAGGCGAAGGACCCGUCCAACCCGCGAGUGAUUCACGCGCUCGCGCAGCUCGACGAAGCCGCCGGGGACGUGUUGAGAGCGCGGGAGAGGUACGAGCUCGCCGCGGCGAAUUUCCCGGGCGACGCGCACAUCGCGCUCUCGAGGGCGCGGCUCGAGCGCGUCGCGUUCGGCGACGUCGCCGCGGCGCGAGACAUCUUUUCCGCCGCGGCGGAGGAAAACCCGAAAAAUUACCGCGUGCUUCAGGCGUGGGCGGUGAUGGAGUCGGAAUCCGAAACGUCAACGACCGGCGCGGGCGGCGGCCUCGCGACCGCGCGGCAUCUCUUCAGACGCGCGACCGAGAUCGCGCCGUGGUCGUCGCAGACGUGGUCCGCGUGGGCCAACGCGGAGUGGCGCCGCGGCGAGGACGCGGAGUCGGCGCGCGCGCUGUACGCCGAGGGCCUCGACGUCGAGCCCACCAACGUCGUGCUCCUUCGCGGGCUCGGGAAGCUCGAGCGCGAGACGGGGCGCAUCGCGCAAGCCCGCGAUUACCUCACGCGCGCGGUGGACCUCGAGCCAAAGAACGCGCUGUGCGUGAAGGAGCUCGCGAAGCUCGAGGACGCCGCCGGGAACGCCGCGAGGGCGGCGCGGUACUUCAACGUCGCGAAAGAGCUCAAGCGCGACGAGAUGAAGGCGCUCGCGGCGACGAAGACCGCGGAGGUGCGGGGUAAGACCCUGAGCCAGCGCGGGAGAAAGGGCACGUGGGAUCCCGGCGAGGCGGCGGCCGCCGCUCGAGGCGCCGCCGCGGUGAGCGCGCUCAAGGGGGCGUCGUACAGCGCGUCCUACCGCGUCGCCGGCGGCGACGCCGGCGGCGGCGCGCAUAACUUUCGAUCCGUGCUCGCCGCCGCGCGGGGCGACGCGGCUGUCGCGCGGCGCGACCGCGGCGUCGAGGGCGGCGGCGGCGGCGGCGGCGUGUACCGUAGGCGGCGCGCGAACACGACGUGGCGGCGAAGCGACCGGAACGUGCCGCGCCCGGAGGGAUCCGUGGACGCGGACGAGGGAGAGUCGUCGUCGUCGUUCGAGGAAGACCUGCGGAACUUCCGCGGCGAGCGCGUGUACAAGGCGCGCGGCGGGAUCGGGAGCUCGCUCGACGGCCGCGGCCGCGGGGGCAUCGGGAGCUCGCUCGACGCCGGCCGCGGUGCGCGCGGCGGGCGGUCGUCGUCGAACUCGAACUCGAACUCUCGCGGCGGGAUCGGGAGCAGCCUGGACGGUUCCGUCGACGCGUCCGGAUCCGUCGACGGCAGCAUGGACGAUCUGUACCGAUCGUACGUCCUGGGCGACGCGGCGGCAGACCGGUGGGACGACGACGACGAGAGAGGGGACUCGCUGGACGAUGAGCUCAGGCAGAGCUGGCUGAAGGACUCGGGGUAUUACAGCGUGGACGAGACGAUCGACGAUCGGUGA
This is a messenger RNA of Micromonas pusilla CCMP1545, 4713 nucleotides long. RefSeq lists its product as uncharacterized. The coding region runs from base 1 to 4713 and encodes 1570 amino acids. The record is from RefSeq and is a predicted model, not a curated record. Gene Ontology annotation, molecular function: calcium ion binding; protein binding. Lineage: Eukaryota; Viridiplantae; Chlorophyta; Mamiellophyceae; Mamiellales; Mamiellaceae. The transcript has 2 exons. Gene Ontology annotation, biological process: RNA processing; guanosine tetraphosphate metabolic process.